Nerophis ophidion (straightnose pipefish) is the source of this 848-nucleotide messenger RNA. It is a transcript of the gene capslb, whose product is annotated as calcyphosine-like b. Bases 189 to 815 code for a protein of 208 amino acids. The record is from RefSeq and is a predicted model, not a curated record. Gene Ontology annotation, molecular function: calcium ion binding. NCBI's taxonomy places the organism in Eukaryota, Metazoa, Chordata, Actinopteri, Syngnathiformes, Syngnathidae. The transcript is spliced from 5 exons.
GCGCAUGCGCACUCAGUCUCGCGCCCUUUUGGAAAACAAGUGUUUUGCUUACAAUCGUCUUGACGUCGACAGAAAGCCAAAGUUAACGAAGAAACAUAAAAUAACCGUAUCGGGUGUCACUGAACAAAAAAAAAAAAGAUUGAGUGCGAAGAAGAUGUGAAAAGGAUGUUUUAAAGUGUUUGACUGCGAUGGCGGGGACUUCGAGACACGACCGAGAUAUGGCGCUGAACGCCAAGCGUCAACUGUCGGUGUGUUCUGACCCAGUAGAAAGACUGCGCCUCCAGUGUCUGGCCAGGGGUUCGGCUGGGAUCAAAGGUCUCGGCAGAGUCUUCAGGAUCAUGGACGACAACCAAAACCGCACGCUGGAUUUGAAGGAGUUCCUGAAGGGAGUCAACGACUACGGCAUCCUGAUGGACAAACAGGAAGCGGCUGCUCUCUUCCAGCAUUUCGACCGUGACGGCAGCGGGGCCAUUGACUUUGACGAGUUCCUGGUCACGCUGAGGCCCGCCAUGUCCAAGGCCCGCAAGGAGGUAGUCAUGCAGGCCUUCCGCAAAUUGGACAAGACUGGCGACGGCGUGAUCACCAUCGAAGAUCUGAGGGGGGUUUACUACGCCAAGUACCACCCCAAGUACCAGAACGGGGAAUGGACGGAGGACCAGGUCUUCAAGACAUUCCUAGAUAACUUUGAUUCUCCCUACGACAAAGACGGAAAGGUGACGCAGGAGGAGUUCAUCAACUAUUACUGUGGUGUCAGCGCCUCCAUCGAUAGCGACGUUUUCUUCAUUCUGAUGAUGAGGAACGCCUGGAAGCUUUGAGCGAACGUCAACUUAUUAAAUACCAUGAUGUUA